UAUGAUGUGGUUUGUGAAGUUGAAACUAUGUUUCAAAAAGCUAUUCAGAAGGAUUCAAAGAAGAAGGCAAUAGAGGUACAGGAACUGUUAAAACUAAGGACAUUUGUUCUAAGAGUUGCAAAAAAAGAAGGUUGGAAAGUAGCAGCAAAGAUACCGAAACUAGCCCUUAGUGAAAAGGACAAAUUUAAGGAAUUAUUAACUGAAGCAAGGAAAUAG
Molecule: messenger RNA, 216 nt
Organism: Racocetra fulgida
Lineage: Eukaryota; Fungi; Glomeromycota; Glomeromycetes; Diversisporales; Gigasporaceae
Source: the annotation of a GenBank genome assembly